Boleophthalmus pectinirostris (great blue-spotted mudskipper) is the source of this 1192-nucleotide messenger RNA. RefSeq names its product GTP-binding protein SAR1b-like. Gene Ontology annotation, biological process: endoplasmic reticulum to Golgi vesicle-mediated transport; intracellular protein transport; membrane organization. The transcript has 7 exons. Lineage: Eukaryota; Metazoa; Chordata; Actinopteri; Gobiiformes; Gobiidae. Bases 52 to 651 code for a protein of 199 amino acids. Gene Ontology annotation, cellular component: endoplasmic reticulum exit site; COPII vesicle coat. Gene Ontology annotation, molecular function: GTP binding; GTPase activity. The record is from RefSeq and is a predicted model, not a curated record.
UACCACAGGGACCGCUACCUGAUCCGUGUCAUUGGGGCAGUGUCCAUCACAAUGUCUUUUCUAUUUGACUGGAUUUACAGAGGUUUCAGCAACAUAUUACAAUUUUUAGGUUUGUAUAAAAAGUCUGGGAAGCUGGUUUUCUUGGGUUUGGAUAACGCCGGUAAAACUACACUUCUUCACAUGUUAAAAGACGACAGACUUGGUCAACAUGUGCCCACACUACACCCAACAUCAGAAGAGCUGACAAUUGGAGGCAUGACAUUUACUACAUUUGACCUAGGAGGACACGUGCAAGCUCGUCGAGUGUGGAAGAACUACCUCCCCGCGGUGAACGCUGUGGUGUUUAUGGUGGACUGUGCCGAUCACGACCGACUCAACGAAUCCAAAACUGAACUGGAUGCUCUUCUGUCAGACGAGAACAUCUCCAAUGUCCCAAUGCUGAUUUUGGGGAAUAAAAUCGACCGAGCGGAGGCUGUGAGCGAAGGAGCUCUGAGGGGGGCCUUCUGUCUGGACGGACAGCUCACUGGAAAGGGAAACGUGCCUCUGAAGGAUCUGAACAGCACGAGACCUCUGGAGAUCUUCAUGUGCAGCGUUCUGAAGAGGCAGGGCUACGGCGAGGGCUUCCGGUGGCUCUCGCAGUACAUCGACUGAGGAUAAAGCAAUUAAUGUAAAGCUGCACUGCGGAACUUUUCUACCACCUGCUUGUGUCCACGGAGAUGUCAUUGCCUCGCCUGGAAUGCCCCGCGGUACGGCAUUAAACUAUCUCAAGCAGCUGGUGCGUCCAGGCCAAGUUUCAAGUCAGAUCUGCGGAGAUGCAACGCCGCUGACAGUGAGAAUCCAGGUGUUUUAAAGUAUUUUUGCACAGUAAAAACACCAACAUGAAUGUGAGAUAUAUACUGUAUGUUUAAUGCCAUGCUAUGGGACAUUCCAGGCAAAAUAAUAGCAUCUCCAUGGAGACAGCAGGUGGCUAGAAAAGUUACACGCCGCAGCUUUAAAGGUGUAUUGUUUAAAAAGUAUGGCAUUAAACCUUUCUAUCUUUGUGGAGACGGUUACGACCCAACUCGCUGGGUCAGGGAAGUAACAAAAAAACAAGGUGGAAAAUGGUACAAAUUAAUGUAAAAAUAAUUAACAGGAAUGUAAAAGGUAAAUUAACAAACAUGCUAAAAAAUGUACAGAAAAUAACAUAAACUGA